AUGGAUAGCUACAAAUAUAGGGUUGAGAUACAGCAGAUGAUGUUCGUCUCCGGGGAGAACAACGAUCCUCCCGUGGAGACGACAUCGCUAAUAGAGGAUAUCGUCAGGGGCCAAGUGAUUGAAAUCCUCCUGCAGGCGAGCAAAACUGCAUUUGCUCGCAACAGCAAGAGCAUCCUACCUGAGGAUGUGAUUUUUUUGAUCAGACACGACAAAGCAAAGGUGAACCGUUUGCGGACGUAUUUGUCAUGGAAAGACCUGCGGAAGAAUGCCAAGGACCAGGAUGCCCAGGCGCAGGCAGCGGGUGCCAGCGGCACGGCGGCAGGUGCGGGGCCAGCAGGCCCUGCGGAAGAAGAUGAGAAGAAGGAGAAGGAUGCGGGAGCGAUGAUGAAGGUCAAGAAGUCAUCCAUGAAGCUUCCGUGGGAAUUGCAGUUCAUGUUUAAUGAGCAGCCAUUGGAGCACAACGAAGACGACGAUCUCGACGAGGACGAGCGGGAAGCGAACAUGGCCACACUUAAGCGCCUAAAGAUGGCGGACGACCGGACACGUGAUAUGACUAAGGAGGAGUAUGUGCACUGGUCCGACUGCCGGCAAGCCAGUUUCACGUUCAGAAAGGGCAAGAGGUUCAAGGACUGGUCCGGGAUCUCCCAGUUGGUGGACGGCAAGCCGCACGAUGAUGUGGUGGAUAUUCUAGGGUUCCUCACUUUUGAGAUCGUGUGUUCUCUCACGGAGGCGGCCCUGAAGAUCAAGAAACGCGAGGAGAUGCUCAAAAGCGAAAAGGACAAAAAUCUCCAACCGGCGCUGGAUGGCAUGACUAUCGACACUCGGAAACGCAAGAAGAGGUUGUUUGAUGGCCCAGACAACUUGGUCAAUCCUUUAAAACCAAAGCAUAUUGAAGAGGCAUGGCGUGUGCUACAGGCGGUCGACAAUAAGCAUCGUGCGCUGUCCAACUUCAAAGGCGGCAGGCUUUAUUCCCGUUUGGUUAUUAUGUGA
This is a messenger RNA of Eremothecium gossypii ATCC 10895, 990 nucleotides long. RefSeq names its product transcriptional regulator SPT3 (gene SPT3). NCBI's taxonomy places the organism in Eukaryota, Fungi, Ascomycota, Saccharomycetes, Saccharomycetales, Saccharomycetaceae. The record is from RefSeq and is marked provisional. The coding region runs from base 1 to 990 and encodes 329 amino acids. Gene Ontology annotation, cellular component: SAGA complex. Gene Ontology annotation, molecular function: protein heterodimerization activity; transcription coregulator activity. The transcript has a single exon. Gene Ontology annotation, biological process: transcription by RNA polymerase II.